UCCGCCUCCUCCCUCGCGCGCUUAUCACCUGCCGUCCCGGCGCGCGGGCGGGCGCGAGGGCGCGAGGGGGGGCGCGGGCGGCCGGGCGCCGGGUCGCGGGAGGUGACAAGCGCGCGAGGAUGCGGCUGCUGCUCGCGCUCCCGGUGCUGCUGGCGCUGGGCCCCGCCGCCGCGGCGGCCAAGCUCAACAUCCCCAAAGUGCUGCUGCCCUUCACGCGGGCCACGCGCGUGAACUUCACGCUGGAGGCCUCGGAGGGCUGCUACCGCUGGUCAUCUACCCGGCCAGAGGUGGCCAGUAUAGAGCCACUGGGAGCGGAUGAAGCGCAGUGCUCCCAAAAGGCAGUGGUGCAGGCACGCCUGUCUCAGCCUGCCCGCCUGACCAGCAUCAUCUUCGCCGAGGACAUCACCACGGGCCAGGUCCUGCGCUGUGAUGCCAUCGUCGACCUCAUCCACGGCAUUCAGAUUGUCUCCACUACCCGUGAACUCUACCUGGAGGACUCUCCCCUGGAGCUGAAGAUCCAGGCUCUGGACUCUGAAGGGAACACAUUCAGCACCCUGGCUGGGCUGGUCUUUGACUGGACAAUUGUGAAGGACACGGAGGCCAAUGGGUUCUCAGACUCCCACAAUGCCCUGCGAAUUCUCACGUUCUUGGAGUCUACAUACAUCCCUCCUUCCUACAUCUCAGAGAUGGAGAAGGUGGCCAAGCAGGGGGACACCAUCCUGGUGUCUGGGAUGAAGACUGGGAGCUCCAAGCUCAAGGCACGCAUCCAGGAGGCCGUCUACAAGCAUGUGCGCCCUGCGGAGGUCAGGCUGCUGAUUUUGGAGAACAUCCUUCUGAACCCAGCUUACGACGUUUACCUGAUGAUGGGGACCUCCAUUCGCUACAAGGUGCAGAAGAUCAGGCAAGGGAAGAUUACAGAGCUGUCAAUGCCUUCUGAACAGUAUGAGCUCCAGCUUCAGAACAGCAUCAUGGGCCCUGAGGGAGAUGCGGGCCGGCCCGUGGCUGUGUUGGACCAGGACACGUCGAUGGUCACCGCAGUGCAGCUGGGACAGAGCAGCCUGGUUCUCAGCCACAGGAGUAUCCGCAUGCAGGGUGCUUCCAGGUUACCCAACAGCACCAUCUACGUGGUUGAACCUGGAUACCUGGGGUUCACAGUCCACCCUGGUGACAGGUGGGUGCUGGAGACGGGCCGCCUGUACGAAAUCACCAUUGAGGUGCUUGACAAGUCCGGCAACAAGGUCUACCUGUCAGACAAUAUUCGCAUUGAAACCGUGCUGCCUCCUGAGUUCUUUGAGGUGCUUGCUUCUUCCCAGAAUGGGUCAUACCAUCAUGUCAGGGCAACAAAGAAGGGCCAGACAGCUAUCGAGGCAGCCUUCACCUCUGUGGUGGACCAGGACGGAGGGGUCCACACAUUACAGGUGCCUGUGUGGAACCAGCAGGAGGUAGAAAUUCACAUCCCCAUAACCCUCUAUCCGAGCAUUUUGACGUUUCCGUGGCAACCAAAGACCGGCGCCUAUCAGUACACGAUAAAGGCCCACGGUGGGAGUGGGAACUUCAGCUGGUCUUCGUCGAGCUACGUGGUUGCCACAGUCACUGUCAAGGGUAUGAUGACCACAGGCAGUGACACUGGACUCAGUGUGAUCCAGGCACAUGACGUGCAGAACCCACUGCACUUCGGGGAGAUGAAGGUAUAUGUGAUUGAGCCCAGCAGCAUGGAGUUUGCCCCGUGCCAGGUGGAGGCACGUGUGGGCCAGACCUUGGAGCUGCCCCUGAGGAUCAAUGGCCUCAUCCCUGGCGGGGCCAACGAAGUGGUCACCCUGAGUGACUGCUCCCAUUUUGACUUGGCGAUUGAGGUGGAGAACCAGGGUGUGUUCCAGCCGCUCCCAGGGAGGCUGCAGCCAGGGUCUGAACACUGCAGUGGAGUCAAGGUGAGAGCAGAGGUCCAGGGCUACACCACACUUCUUGUGAGCUACACACAUGGCCACAUCCACCUGAGUGCCCGGAUCACCAUUGCUGCCUACCUGCCUCUCAAGACUGUGGAUCCCUCCUCUGUCGCCUUGGUGACUCUCGGCUCCUCAAAGGAGAUGCUGUUCGAAGGAGGUCCCAGACCCUGGGUCCUUGAGCCUUCCAAGUUCUUCCGGAACAUCACCUCCGAGGACGCAGACAGCAUUAGUUUGGCUCUCUUUGGGCCUUCUACCUCCCGGAAUUACCAGCAGCACUGGAUCCUUGUAACCUGCCGGGCCUUGGGCGAGCAGGUCAUCGCCCUCUCCGUGGGGAACAAGCCCAGCGUCACCAACCCCUUUCCCGCACUGGAGCCUGCCGUGGUGAAGUUCAUCUGCGCCCCGCCCUCCAGGCUCACCCUGACCCCCGUCUACGCCAGCCCCCAGCUAGACCUGUCAUGUCCACUGCUGCAGCAGAACAAGCAGGUGGUCCCGGUCUCUAGUCACCGCAACCCCCUGCUGGACCUGGCUGCCUAUGACCAGCAGGGACGCAGAUUCGACAACUUCAGCUCUCUGAACAUCCAGUGGGAGUCGACCAGGCCGUUGCUGGCCAGCAUCAAGCUUGACCUGCCCAUGCAGCUGGUGGCCCAGGAUGAUGGGAGUGGCCAGAAGAAGUUGCACGGUUUGCAGGCUAUCUCGGUUCACGAGGCAUCGGGGACCACAGCCAUCUCAGCCACUGCGAUGGGCUACCAGCAGUCCCACCUCAACAGAGCCAGAGUGGAGCAGCUGUACGAUCCUCUUGUGCCUGUGUCGGCCUCCAUAGAACUCAUCCUGGUAGAGGACGUGAGGGUGAGCCCUGAAGAGGUGACCAUCUACCACCACCCCAGCGUGCAGGUAGAGCUGCACAUCAGAGAAGGCUCUGGCUACUUCUUCCUCAACACCAGCACCACAGACAUCAUCAAGGUGGCCUACCAGGAGGCCAGAGGCGUGGCCACGGUGCACCCUCUGUUCCCGGGCAUGUCGACCAUCAUGAUCCAUGACCUGUGCCUAGCCUUCCCGGCCCCAGCAAAGGCAGACGUGUACGUCUCAGACAUUCAGGAGCUCUAUGUCCGCGUGGUUGACAAGGUGGAGAUUGGGAAGACAGUCAAGGCGUAUGUCCGUGUGCUGGACUUUCACAAGAAGCCUUUCCUGGCCAAAUACUUUGCCUUCAUGGACCUGAAGCUCCGAGCGGCUUCUCAGAUCAUCACAUUGGUGGCCCUUGACGAAGCCCUUGACAACUAUACUGCCACGUUCCGUGUCCAUGGUGUGGCCAUCGGCCAGACCAGUCUCACCGCGACUGUGACUGAUAAAGCUGGACAGCGGAUCAACUCGGCCCCACAGCAGAUUGAGGUCUUUCCUCCGUUUAGGCUGAUUCCCAGGAAAGUGACGCUGAUCAUUGGGGCCAUGAUGCAGAUCACCUCCGAGGGCGGCCCACAGCCCCAGUCCAAUAUCCUCUUCUCCAUCAGCAACGAGAGCGUUGCCGUGGUGAACAGCGCGGGGCUGGUGCGGGGGCUGGCUGUCGGCAAUGGCACCGUGUCUGGGGUCGUACAGGCUGUGGAUGCUGAAACCGGCAAGCUCGUCAUUGUGUCUCAGGACCUCGUGGAGGUGGAGGUGCUGCUUCUCCAGGCCGUGAGGAUCCGUGCCCCCAUCACUCGGAUGAGGACAGGAACCCAGAUGCCUGUCUACAUCACUGGCAUCACCAACAGUCAGAACCCUUUCUCCUUUGGCAAUGCUGUGCCAGGCCUGACCUUCCACUGGUCCGUCACCAAGCGGGACAUCCUGGACAUCCGGGGACGACACCACGAGGCUUCCCUCCGGCUGCCAUCACAGUACAACUUUGCCAUGAACGUGCACGGCCGGGUGAAAGGCCGGACUGGGCUGAGGGUGGUGGUGAAGGCUCUGGACCCCACAGCCGGGCAGCUGCAUGGCCUCGCCAAAGAACUCACCGACGAGAUCCAAAUCCAGGUAUUCGAAAAACUGCUGCUGCUGCACCCUGAAAUAGAAGCAGAACAAAUAUUAAUGUCACCCAACUCAUUUAUAAAGCUUCAGACAAACAGGGACGGUGCGGCAUCUCUGAGCUACCGCGUCCUGGAUGGGCCCGAGAAGGUUCCUGUGGUACACGUGGACGAGAAAGGCUUCCUGACGUCAGGGCCUGUGAUUGGGACAUCCACAAUCGAAGUGACUGCCCAGGAGCAUUUCGGGGCCAACCAAACCAUCAUCUUUGCUGUAAAGGUGUCUCCUGUUUCUUACCUGAGGAUCUCCAUGAGCCCCACCCUGCACACUCAGAACAAGGAGGCUCUGGCAGCCGUGCCUUUGGGAAUGACUGUGACCUUCACGGUCCACUUCCAUGACAGCUCCGGCGACAUCUUCCAUGCUCACAACUCGGUCCUCAGCUUUGCAACCAACAGAGACGAGUUUGUGCAGAUUGGGAAGGGCGGCACCAACAACACGUGCGUCGUGCGCACCAUCAGCGUCGGCCUGACGCUGCUCAGUGUGUGGGACACAGAGCAAGUGGGCCUGUCUGACUUCGUUCCGCUGCCUGUGCUCCAGGCCAUCUCCCCAGAACUGUCCGGAGCGGUGGUGGUAGGUGAUGUCCUGUGUCUGGACACAGUUCUGGUCGGCCUAGAAGGCCUCUCUGGAACCUGGAGCUCCUCAGCCAGCAGCAUCCUCCACAUCGACCCCAGGACAGGUGUGGCUGUCGCUCGAGAGGCAGGAUCUGUGACGGUUUACUACGAGGUCGCUGGGUACCUGAAGACCUACAAGGAGAUAGUGAUUGGUGUCCCUCAAAGGAUCGUGGCCCGUUCCGUCCGCCCAGGCCAGACCGGCUUCCAGGAGGCCUCCAAAGUGACCGUCACCGUGGGAGACAGAAGCUCUAACCUGAGAGGUGAGUGCUCCCCCACCCAGAUGGAAGUCAUAGAGACUCUGCACCCAGAAUCGCUCAUUAGCUGCCAGCUCCGGUUCAAGCAAGAGGUCUUCGAUUUCCCAGCACGUGACAUUUUCACAGCAGAACCGGGAUUUGACACGACUCUGGGCCGGUACCUCUGCUUGGUCACGAUGCACAGGCUGACGGACAAGCAGCUGAAACACCUCAGCAUGAAGAAGACGGCGCUGCUGGUCACUGCCUCCAUCCCGGGCAGCCACAUCUCUGGAGAGCAUGUGGGCGCCGAGGUGCCCUUCAGCCCAGGGCUAUACACUGACCAGGCUGAAAUCCUUUUGAGCAACCACUACACCAGCUCCGAGGUCAAGGUCUUUGGUGCCAUGGAGAUUCUCGAGAACCUGGAGGUGAAAUCAGGGUCCCCAGCUGUGCUGGCCUUUGAGAAGGAGAAGUCUUUGGGGCUCCCCAGCUUCAUCACCUACACGGUCGGCAUCUCAGAUCCUGCGGCCGGCAGCCAAGGGCCUCUGUCCACCGCCUUGACCUUCUCCAGCCCCAUGACUAACCAAGCCAUCACCAUUCCGGUCACCGUGGCCUUUGUGAUGGAUCGCCGAGGGCCUGGUCCUCACGGAGCCAGCCUCUUUCAGCACUUCCUGGACUCCUACCAAGUCAUGUUCUUCACACUCUUUGCCCUGCUGGCUGGGACUGCUGUCAUGAUCAUAGCCUACCACACGGUCUGCGCGCCCCGGGAGCUCACCGCACCUCCAGCCUUCUCCCCGCGAGCCAGCCCUCGCCACAGCCCCCACUAUUUCGCUGCCUCGUCACCGACGCCUUUCAACGCGCUGCCUCCCAGCCGCAGAGCCAGCCCGCCCUCAGGGCUGUGGAGCCCCGCAUACACCUCGCACUAGUCAGCGGGCCGGGUCCUGAUGCCCCUGUGCCCCCGCCGUGGGGACAGCCCCGAUCAGCUCGGCCCGGAGCCCAGGCCCCCUCGCUGGCUGCUCUGUGGUGUCCUGUAGGCUCUGCUUAUUCUUACACGUCAGAGUUGCCUCUGGCUUUUGUUUGGUUUUGUUCCUAGCCUUUGCUAAGACUCUGGCUCAUUCCUUUAUGCCCGGUUGUCGAGGGUUUCCAGACAACGUGCAGCCAUGCUUUUCUUCCCCUGCCGUCUCUAGAACCACUCUCUUCUCAAGACUUCGAGCACACAGAAGCUCCGUUUACUAGGAGGGGAUGUUACUGCAGUGGCCUCAGGGAAAGGACUUUUUAAUUACUUCUUAAUUUGUGUGGGGUUCCCCCCGACCAUGUGGAAACUUCACCCCUAGUCUGGCUCCUGCUAGGAAAUGAGGGGAGUGAACACACGUGAAUGUCAGGUGCUCACCCCGUGACUGCACAGAAGCCUUAGGAACGCAGCGAUGGGGACCCCACGUUGGCUCCCCCUGCCCUGGGGGACAGUAAGGGGCCACAGGAGCUGCGAGCCGGGCUACCUUUUGCCCCUCCGUGGGCCACUGUGAAUCAAUGGCAUCCUCUGUUUCUGUUUCCUAAGCAUGGAAACGUCUCCUGGACUGGGCCGCAGCCUCAGUGGGAUGUUUGGUGGCGUCUGGUUCCUUUUCCUUCUCCCUGUGUCUCUUCCCACCUAAGGGACAUGGGGAUCCUAGUUAGGAAAACAUCCUUGAGCCAGAGGCCGGGAUCUUUCCUUCUGUUUGUUCUUCUGGAGAAGCCACUGUGUUCCACCCAAGCACAAAGACCCAGUGUUACCUGUUCCCCCUUUUGUACUAUGGUCAUGCACCUCCACAGACCUGAGCCUCCGGCCCGCCCGGCGCGAGCACCGGUCUCCCCGUGGCAGCACCCUGCCGGGCCACAGAGCCCGACCCUGGCCAGUGAGGAGGGUGGGCCUGCCUUCUGGGAAGGGGCCCUCCUCCUUCCCCACCCCUCGUCCCUGCAGCGUCCAAGGCCUCCGAGCCAAGCGCCGUGCCACUCUCAGGAAGAACUGGAGACGCAUCCCAGAGCCAGGCACGCAUGCUCACCGUGUGCGGGAGUCAUCCGCUCUGCUCCAAGCCGCACAUGUGAGUCCACUUCAGGCCUCCAGGGCUGGGCUGUGCGAUUUAUUUUUCUAAAGCUGGAGACAGGAAGAAUUGUGCCUUUGCAUAUUACUUAAGCUCAAACUGACAACUUGGAUGUAAAUAGGCGCAUUUCUACUGGGUUUAUUUAAUAAAGCUCUAUAUCAUUUCUUA
Molecule: messenger RNA, 7076 nt
Organism: Nyctereutes procyonoides (raccoon dog)
Lineage: Eukaryota; Metazoa; Chordata; Mammalia; Carnivora; Canidae
Gene: NUP210
Product: nucleoporin 210
Exons: 40
Coding region: 120-5759 (1879 amino acids)
Cellular component (GO): nuclear pore
Source: RefSeq, a predicted model, not a curated record